AUGACAUCAAUUAUUUUUGUAGUUUUAAUGAGGAGGAAUGUAAAAAGUUUCAAAUUAAAAAAGGACAUUUUUGAAGAUUCCUACUUAAAACUACUUGUAGAAAAUGAAAAAAUGGAAGAGGAUGCACCCUCUUGUUAUUUUUUAUCAUUUUUAUAUAAUAACUUCUAUUUGUAUUAUUGCGAUAUAAUUUUUCAUAAUAAAAAUAAACAUGUACAUACUAUAAGUCAUAUUCAAAGAGAUAUUAAUUUAUUUAAGUGUAAAAAUAUGGAAACAAAGAAGAAAAAAAAAAAAAAAAGAAAAAAAUCUGAAGAGAUUUCUCAAAAUAAUUUAAUAUAUAUUAAAGGAGAUGAAGAAAAAAAUAUAUAUAAAAAAUAUAAUCAUAAUGUAAAUGAUCCAAAUAAUUUAUAUAAUUUGAAUGAACUACAUAAAGUGGAUACACAAUACAAUAUUGAUAAACUACAUUUUUUAACAUCACAUUAUUUAGCUUAUUAUAAAAUUCAAAAUUCAAUACUUCGAUAUUAUAUACCACACUUCAAUAUUAAUAAAAUAUCAAAGUUUGAUAAACAUAUAAAAGAUUUAAACAAUAAUUAUGAUCAUUCUUUAAAAUAUAAUGUAUGUGCAAAUGCAACAACUGAACAAUCACACUUUCUUCAGAGUGAUCAUUCUCCUUCUUGUAAAAAAAAAAAAGAAAAAGAAAAGAACAUUUUUAAUUAUCAUAAUCAAAAAUAUUCAAAAAUAAAAAGAAAUCAUUCUAAUAAGAAAAAAAAACAAAUAAAAUCAUCCUCAUUAAAUAUUUCCAAAUUGUUAUUUCCUUUUUAUGAUUACACAACUAGCGAAGAAAGUGUUAUGUCCUUUUCAAAAUUUUUACCUGAACAUAAAAUAGCUAGAAAAAAAAAAAAAAAAAAAAAAAAAAACAAACAAACAAACAAAACAAUAAACAACAUAAUAAAUAAUAAGAAUCAUCAUGAUAAAACAUUUACAUCCAAAUUCCAAGACAAAGAAGAAAACAAACAUAAUAGUAUGCUUAUAUUCAAAGAAAUUAUAAACCUUUGUCAUGAAAAUAAAAUUUUUACUUUUAAAAAGAAAACGAAAAAUAAGGAAAAUGAUACAAAAAAAAAACACACAUGGGUACAUCCUGAACAGUUCAUUCAAUCAACUGAUAAAGAUCAAUAUAUUAAAAUUGGUGGAAAACAUAAUGUAGAUAACAAACAAUCAUUUGAUAAUAAACAAAAAUAUAUAAAAACUCAAAGAAAUUUAUCAACUCGCUCUUAUAUUAACAAUUCAACGGAAUGUUUAUUAAAAAAAAAUAAAAUUCACAAUGAACUACAAAAAGAUCAUAUAUAUACCACCUCACAAGGGUUACUUAAAAAAAGAAGUUUUAGAUCAUGCUCCGAUUGUGUAAAUAAACAAGAAGAAUAUGAAAAAAAGAAAAGGACAAAAAAACAAAAUGAAUUCAUAUUAAACAAAAAUGUAAUUAUUAAAGGAAAACUGGAAGAUGUCUUAUCACGACCUAUUGUUGACAUGAGAAGUUUAAAAAAAAAGAGAAAUUUUGAAGGAAGUGUAAAAAAUGAACUACAACAUGUAAGCAAAGAUAUAUUUGAUGAAUGUAAAGAAAAUCAAAAUAUAUAUAAAGAAAAAGACAUUUUAACAAAAAAGAAGGAUAUUCAUUUUCUAAAUUUUAUGAAUAUAAGAAAAAAAAAGGAAGAUAAUAUUUUAAAAAUGCAAAUACUUAAAGGAUUAAAUCAAACACAUUAUGAUCCCUUACAUUUGGAAAAAAUGGUUACUUGUAAAAGUGGAGGUAUAAUAUAUAACCAUGAGACCAAAUCAAAGGAAGAUGAAAAAAAAAAAAAAAAAAUUAAUUUACAUAAAGAUAAACAAAAAUAUAAAAAUGAACUUAAAUCUAUAGAACAAAAAAUGAAUAAACAUUUUGUUUUUAAAAAUAUGUCUGUUUUUAUGUUGAACUUUUUUUCUUUAUAUAUUAACGGAGAAUAUGAGGAAAUUAUUCAGUUAUAUAAAGAAGAAUAUUUUAAUAUAAAUUUUUAUAUCUUUUAUAUAUAUAUAAAAUCCUUAAUAAAAUUAAAGAAGUAUGAUCUGUGUUUAAAGUAUAUAUUUGAUAAGAAUGAUGAUAAUAUGAAUGAAAAUAAUAUGUAUGGUACUAAAAUAAAUGAUGAUAAUAUAUAUGGAUAUAAUAAAAUCAUUUUAACUUUCUUAAAUGCUGUAUGCUUAGAAAAAUUAAAUAAAUUAAAAUUGAGUAUAACAGAAUAUUGCAAAGUAGUGGUACAUAAAAUGGAUGAGCCUAUUAAAGAUGAUAAUAAUAGGAAUUAUAAAAAUAAAUAUAAUGACAAUUGUAAUUAUAAUUAUAAUUAUGAGUGUAGUGAUGAUGCUAUAAAAAUCCAUCCAUUCAUUCUUAUAUGCCUAGAUAAAUUAAUAGGGACAUAUCAAUUAAAGAUACAUGAAGAAAAUACAUUAAUAAAAUAUGUACAACUACAUUAUGACUUCAAAAAACUCUUAAAUUUUUAUAUUUGUAAAGUAUAUACAAUGGAUAAAAUUCGAAAAUAUGAUGUGAAAGAAUAUAUGAACACACACAAUGACAUAACCUUUGAAUUAAUUAACGACCCGAAUAGUAGAAAGAAUAAUAUUUAUUCUAUACAGAUAAACGAUAAAAACUUUUUACAAGAUAACAAUAAAGAAAAGAAUCAAAACGAUUGUAAUAUAAAUAUUAAUAUAAGAAGAAUGAAAAGAAAUAUUGAGGAACCCAUUAACUGUCAUUAUAAUAUAAAAAGUGAAUUAAAAAAUGGUUGCUAUAACCCUAAAGGAUUAAUUUAUAAUAAAAUCCCGUUUUUUGAUGAGAAAAGAAACAAAGAAAUAAAAAAAAAAAAAAAUAAAAAAAAAAAAAAAAAAAAAUAUUUUUACAUAAACAUGAACAAUGUGUUAUAUUAUAUUAAUAAAAAUGGAAAGAAGGAAAAUUAUGAUAUGCCUAAAUCUUUAUAUAGUGACAAUUAUUAUUUUGAUGAUAAUAAAAAGGAAAAGGAAGAAGAAAUAAACAAAAAAGACAUCAUAUUACAUUUUCAAAAUAAGGAUAUACAUAAAUAUAUCCUAAGUAAUAAUAAUAUAUUAGACAAUAAUCAGUUUGAUUAUAAUUAUUUUUUAUUUGAUUAUAUUGUUCGUCAGGGUGUUUAUAAUAAUUGUUGUUAUAAGUAUACAUUAAAAAAGAUAACUCAUUUUAUGAGUAUUGCCUACACGAAUAGAAACAUCUUAGGUACUAUAAAAAAGCUUGCUAUAGAAUUAAAAAUAAUUUGUGAGAAAUGUAAAGAAGAUUACAAGAGAAGAGAAAAUGAUAAUAAAAGGAAUACAUAUAGUAAUAUGUACACACAUAAUAAUAAUAAUAAUAAUAAAUAUAUAUAUAAUAAUAAACAUAUAUAUAAUAAUUAUUUAUAUCACUCAGACCCUGUAACAUUAAUAGAUCUUUUGUGUAUUACUUAUUACUGUUUGAAAAAUUACGAUUAUAUAAAUUGUUAUUAUAUAAGCAAAUAUAUUAUUAAAGAAAGAAAAGGAUAUCAAAAUGAAGAGGCCAUUUUAUUAUUCAUUACCUCUAUAACAAAUUUAAAUAGUAUAUUCAAAAGAUCACAAGAAAAAAUUAAAGAGUUAUUUCUUCUAUAUAAUGAGCGUGUUAGUCAUAUGACUUAUAAGAAGAAAAAGUAUUAUUAUAAAGAAGAGAAAUAUAAAUAUGAAAAGGAUUAUAUAGAUUAUUACAUGAUUGGUAUAAUAUAUUUUUUAAAUAAUAAUUUUAAUAAAUCUCUAUUAUAUUUUUUGAGAUGUAUACAAUUAAAGAGUAAUUUUUACAUGUGUUAUGUUUAUAUGCUUUAUCUUUUUUUAUCUUCUUUAAUAAAGGAGAGAAAGAAAAAUUAUAAAAAAUUCAUUUUUUUUAAAUGUAUCAAAUUACAGCCACAUAAUAUAAUACCCUAUGUAAUAUAUAGUUCGACUGUCUUGGAAAUAUAUCAGCGAUUUAAAGGUGAGAAUAAGGGUAUCACGAGUGUACAUAUAAAUGAAAAUAUAAAUGAAAAUGAAAAUAUAAAUGAAAAUAUAAAUAUAAAUAUAAAUAAAAAUACAAAUAUAAAUAAAAAUACACACAUAUAUAACCAUACAGAUGACAUCAUUUAUAAUAAGCCCAAUGGCAUAUCCAACACAAUUAUCAAAGUUGAGAAAAUACAUUUUUUAAGGUAUAUUCUUAAUAAAGCUUUAAAAAUAGAAAACGAUAACAUUUUUGUAUGUAACGAAUAUUUUAUUUAUAAUUUUUUAAGAAAGGAAUAUUUACAGUGUGAGAUUUUUUUAAAAAAAAUAAUAUUCCUAUGUAAAAAUAAAUUUUUUCCUAAUAAUAUAAAUGUUAUAUCUUCUAUUUUAUAUAACAUGUCUAUAUAUUCAUAUAUGUAUCAAAAGAAUAUAUAUGAGAGUGAGAGAUAUAUUAUUUUGUUAUUAGAAAAUAACCCUUUUAAUAUAAAGGCUUUACAUAUACUAAUUCAUAUAUUUUUUAUAAAAAAAAACAAAAACUGGAUACCUUUAUUUGAUUAUUCUAUAUAUUUAGAAAAUUUCUUAUUAUCUCUUGACAAUAACAUAUUAUAUUAUGAUAAUUCAAAAAUAAUAGAUAAACAAACAAAAACCACAUAUUUGUAUAACAAUUUCUUUAAUCAGAUUAUAAGAAGAAAACAAGGAUCUUUAUUGUUAUAUUUUGCUUAUAGUAAAUUUAAAAAUGCAAGAAAAUUCGACACAUUCUUAAAAAAAUAUAUAAAAGAAAGCAAGGAGAAAGGGUAUGGAAUUGACUGGGGUGGUUGCGAGCGUAUGUAA
Molecule: messenger RNA, 4842 nt
Organism: Plasmodium adleri (nom. inval.)
Lineage: Eukaryota; Apicomplexa; Aconoidasida; Haemosporida; Plasmodiidae
Product: conserved Plasmodium protein, unknown function
Exons: 2
Coding region: 1-4842 (1613 amino acids)
Source: RefSeq, a predicted model, not a curated record